GUGAAUUCACCGAAUUGUUACUUUUCAACAUGUCGGACGUCUCAACUUCUUGCCGAUCACCAGUGUCUACGGCCAAGAAGCGCAAGCCCACGUAUCUCGUGCGCAAGGAAGAAAAACGAGCUUUGAAGGACGAAAUCCUGGAGCUGCAGGCCCAAGUGGCUGUGCUCAAGACCAAAGGAAUGCCCACGGGUGCAGCCAUUGCAGCAGACCCAUUACUACGGCAGUCAACAGCUAAGUGGAAGGUGCUGACCAACACUAUCAAGAACCAACAGUUGGGUGUCGCUGCAGCGCAAUCUUUGGCUAUGGAAUGCACGAGAACGCAAUACUCACAUCCAUUGCACUCACGUAUCCGCCUCAAAACGAACUGGGGCGAGCGUAGAGCGACUCUCAUGGCCAUCCGGGAGGACAAGCUCACAACAGCGUACGACUACGUCAUGGCCCGCAGUCACUUCGCAGCUGAUAGUCAAAACUCUAACGAACAAUAUGAGACCGAUGAAGGCGACAUUUGCUUCGUGGGGAACACUGUGGUAAAGUUCCCAGGCGUCCAGUCAUUGGAGCAGGUCUUUGAAGCUCUGUGCUUCUACUUGACCAACAUGGAGAUCAGCAUCUCCGAGAGACUCGGCCACAUCACAGUGAGAGAAGACUACGACAUGGUCGAGGGGUCAGCGUACAACGCACGCAUCGUGUCCAGUGAUAGCAAUGGCAUCUCCACCGAGUCAAACACAGUUGUAUUCAUGCAGCUGAUCCAAGAGCACGAUCGUCGCUAUGCCGGCGAGUCGUGCGUCGUUGUGGCCUCCGACUGCGUCGACGAGGACGAGCGGUAUCCGUACCGGCCAUCGGAAUACAUUCGCAAGGACAUUUCGGGCGCAAUUGUCAUGACCGCGGACAGUGGAGCAUCCGACGGAGGCGACGAAAUGGUCGUCACCAUGCGACGCACAGGCUUUUUGAAACUGCAUCGCUCUGAGUUCCCAGUACCCCCGUUAGCGCAGCAAGAGCUCGAAGCUGGGAUCGCAGACUGGGGCACAGUCAUGAUCAAGGCCAUGCGUGAAAUUCUCUACGCACGGUCCUAAGGUGGUGCCUUAGUUAACGGCAGUUUAUCACGGCCAUAAUAACAAUUGCUGAUCACUUCGUUUGGCAAGCCGGAGGAAUGAUUGCUGCCAAUCUUGUACACGAACCAACUGGUCCUAGCAAGUAGAAAUUCAUUCGUAGACUUCCGUCGAUCACGUCAGCACCGAAUACCUGUUUACGAGAUACCUCGAUCGCUCCCGGAUAAACUUCCGACGACCCCACUGAGAGCAGUGACUCCCCCGUGAUUAAGAAGCGUAAGUACACGUAUCUCGUCCGAAAGGUGCGGCGUCAAAAACUCCGUUUUGUGGCAGGGAUUGCCUGCUGGCACAACACUAGCUACUGAUCCAGAAUUGCAACAAGCCAAACCUAAGUCCAAGAUACUGCUUGAUGCUGCGAAGCAGCAGAGAUUGAGCGUUGCAGCAGCUCAAUCGCGCAUGACAGAGUGCAUGGUAAGAAAGAAAAAUAGAUUUCCAACGCUGGUUACUGACUGCUAUUGCUGAACCAAA
Molecule: messenger RNA, 1574 nt
Organism: Phytophthora nicotianae INRA-310
Lineage: Eukaryota; Oomycota; Peronosporomycetes; Peronosporales; Peronosporaceae
Exons: 3
Coding region: 30-1070 (346 amino acids)
Source: RefSeq, a predicted model, not a curated record